AUGGCCACUGAGGUGCGCGACCUUCGUCCCGCCGCGGAUGGAGUUUUCCUUCUGUCAGUUCAGGGCUUCAGUGGCCGGGGGUCACAUGACCUAGAUGUGGGUAUGGGAAAGCACGUUGGCAGCCCCGCGUACGAGGAGUUCAAGUUGAAGCUGGUACCCAGUACCAAUGCCGAUGCCAUUGGGGGCAAAUUGGUCUCUGUUGAACUUCGUGAUUCCACUUCGCCAUGCGCGGAUGGAAACUGCGGCGUGUCCCGCCGGGGUGCAGUGCUCAGGUACCGCUCAGCGACAGAGUGUCGCACCAAGAAAGUCGCUGACAGGUGCGAGCUGGCCAUUAAUGACAAAGGGGCAGGGAUCCGACGACAGCAGGGAGUCGCGAGCCCGGUGCGACAGCUACGAUCACAGCCGCGAGACAAGGCCGUCUGUCAGCCGGGCCGCCCAGUGCGGAAGGUGAAGCCGACCGUGGAGCGGCGAGCCCGAGGCUGGUGUUUUGCCAAUUGGGAGGUCGGAGCUCAACCCGCCCGAGAAGAAGCGAGCAAUCUCCUCCACACGGAGCAAGAAGCAGCAGCGGAGGAGCACUACGACAUGUGGGCCGGGCGGCGACCUGUGCAAAGGCUCGAGGUGGCAGAGCAGGCGGUGCUGCAGAAGAGGAACAUCGUUGUGUCCCAGGCAACGCCGCGCGAGCGUCAAUUCGGGAUCUAUGAGCCUCCAAUCCGCAGAAGCUCCACCAACAGAUCGUCUCGUGCAGAGCCUGUUGAGCUGCCCCUUUCGCAGCUACACAUUGUGGCAGCCCAGAGACAGCUGCCUUCGCUGCUGGAGGCGCAGCCUCAGGCCGAUGCCUCUGCCUGCGUGGCAGCGUGGUCCGAGCUGCUGCGCGUCUGCCAGCGUCGGGCACCGGAGUUGUUGGCGACCUGGAGCUGUGGCGUCGGUGCGCUGCUCCGGUUCGCGGUGCUGAUUCCACGAGAGCAGUGGCUCAGGGACCCAGCGGAUUGGGAGACCGAAGAGCCGAAAGGAGAUGGAGGAGAGGUAGAUAUGGCGGAUAUAGACGGCCCCGAGGGCCCCAUGACUGGCCUGGAAGCCCUGCCAAGGCUUGAGAGCCUCCUGAGACACCUCAUGACAAAAUAUGAUGAUGCGCCAAUGACACUUGCCGGUGCCUUCACGUGGAGUGAUGGUGCUGGUGGGACUCUACGGGAGCGUCCCGGGCGUGAGGUGGUGUUGUGCAGCGGAGCCGGCAUUCAGCUGUGCACCCGUUUCGCGCUCCUGUUCGCAGAAGUUUGCAGAGGAGACCGAAAACCUGUUGCAGCCGCUCAAGAGUUGCUCACACCCAAUCUCUCCAAAAAGAUGGUGAGCAGGCUUUUACAAAGCAGCGAUGCCAAACUUCCGCCUCCGCCCCCUGUGCAAGUGCCCGAGAGUGUGCGGCACGUGCAGCCGCUCUCUGUGAUCCUGGCGAGCCCCUUGCUGGCCUUGAGGCGCGCACAGAUGGAGACCCUUGGCGGCCCUGCAAUCUUUGCAGAGGCCCUUGCCAGAACACAGCUUGGCAAGGAUUUGGGCAGCGAAGAGGAGGAAGAGUUUGCUCUGAGCAUCCUGUCGUGGGCUUGCCGCUUCGCGGAGGACGAGGAGUUGCAGGACCCAAGCAAAGCAGCUCAGGCGGUCGAGUGGCUACUUGCGCAACGCAUGUUGGACCCGAAGUUUUCUCUGGUUGUUGCUGGCAACCCACGGGCACCCAAGAAAGUCUUGGAGGCUGCAAGAAGAGAUGCAGCCACGCUCGAACUGCAGCGACUACAGAUGAGCGGUCAGCGUUUCUUGCCGAACCCCGGCAAGAUCAGAGGCUUUGUGAAGAAAGGAGUUCUGGCAGCCUUCGGCUCACCGUAUAGUGAAGACUCCCCAGAUGGCAAAGUGCUGCCACAGGGACUCCGUGCAAUGCUAGGCAUGGAAGGUACGAACUUCCGUGAACCGGAGCCGCCCAACAGCUGGCAUGGGGACACGUACGAGCCCUGUGCAGCCGAGCAGAGCUUCUUGCAGGAUCCGAAGUUCCUGCGCAAGGCCACGGUCCGCAUAGACGAAAUCCUGAGCUUCGAGUACCUGCAGCAUGUUGGUCAGACAAUGAAGAAUUGCCUUCGUGCCGAAAGGAGAGGUGGGAUGAGCUUGAUGAAGUAUCUCAGCAGAGUUAAGGCCCGUGAGAGCAGCUUCUGGGUCAUGACCAUCACGGCAGAAUCCACAGAAGAGGAAGAAGAGGCGCCGCUUCAGCACAUGCUGCUCAUGGAGGUUUACAACGGCUUGAACGUGAUUCACCAAGCAGAGGGUCCGCAUCCUCGGCGCUGGCCGCGAGCGGAUGCCUGGACGUGGCUCCAGGAGUGGGCUGCGCAGGAGGGUCUGCGCCCGGACGGCCCUGAAGGUGUCACCGUCGGACCCUAUGAUGUCGGUGCCACGACUGUGGCAGCGAUGCUUUGGAUGCCACAGCAGCAGUGGAGCUACCUGGGCGUUCUGGUCCUGGGAUCUACAGCAGUUGCGGGGUCUGCGCUGGCGGCCGCCUUGUGUCUGGCCAUUUGGCGGAAGGGCCUGCUGGCUCUGGUGAGCAGCGAGGUGCCGUGCGUUCUUCGGCGCCCGCUGUUCGAUGUCCUACACGACAUCACCAGGGCCGCAAAGCAGCGGAUACUCAACGUCACCCGUUUCUCCAUGCUUCUCUUCUUCACUUUGGACGAGGAAGAGCAGAAGAGCAUCCGUAGCGGCCUUGGGCCGGAGCUCCAAGAGAUGCUCUUCAGACGGCCGCUUGCACAGCUCCUGCCAAGCCCAGUGCGGCGAUUUCUCUUCGGACCGCAGGAGGCUGUCUGCGGCGCUUCCUACGGCCUGCGGCGGCAGCUGACGCCGCGGGACACGCCGCGAGAUGCACGGAGCUUGGCCGAGCCUCCCAGGCUCGGUGGAAGUCGCAGCCCGUGCGCUCAGCCCGCGGCUGCCGUGGGGCCCAGUGCCGGGGCAAGGGACGACUUGAAAGGUGCAGAGCUGGAGGCAGUGCUGGCAGAAUGGACCGUCGGUGCUGUCGGUGCCUAUGUGAAGCUCCUCGGCAUUGGCACUUGUCGACAGCUGCAGACCCUCCUUCGAAGAUGGAGGAUCGCUCCAGGAACCUCGGACGCUCCAAAGUGGAGCCUCCAAGCGCUCCAAGCGGCUCCCACGCUGCUUGGAGGCUCCAUGAUCAGCUUGGGCUGCGGAACCCUGGGCAUGGCUGGUGGAGGCUUCGUCGGCGCCAUUUGUGGUCUCGUUCCUGCUCUGCUGACCUUCGGUCUCUCCAUUCCCAUUGGAGCUAUGAUCGGAGGUUUGGUCGGAUGGUUCUGUGGACUCGUGAGCGGCAUCCUACUCACGGUGUCAGUACACGGAAAGACAGGGGGUUUCGGCGCGGCACAUUCCAGACAAAUGGUGGCUGCAAAGUGUUGUGUUGACUAG
This is a messenger RNA of Symbiodinium necroappetens, 3435 nucleotides long. NCBI's taxonomy places the organism in Eukaryota, Dinophyceae, Suessiales, Symbiodiniaceae. The record is from the annotation of a GenBank genome assembly.